AUGUUCAAAAAGUUUCAAGACGUUUUUCAGUCCAUCGACAAUCACAAGUUGUUGUGGCACGGAUCUCGUUUGUCGAAUGUCAUUGGAAUUCUAUCCAAAGGACUUCGUGUGGCCCCACCUGAAGCUCCCAACAACGGAUACAUGUUUGGCAAAGGAAUCUACUUUGCUGACUCGGUAUCCAAGUCUGCAAACUACUGCUGGACUACGCCACAAAAUCCAAAGGGGAUAUUGAUCUUAGCUGAAGUGGCUUUAGGAACUCUUUACGAAGCACGUGAAGCGGAAGAUUUGACAUAUACCACUUUGAAAAUAACAAAAGGAUGCGACAGUACUCUUGGAGUAGGUCGAAUGGCAGCUCCUGAAGAAAACUAUGAGACCAUGAAAGAUGGAGUCGUCGUACCAAUUGGCGAGUUUGUGUCGUCUGAAUGCAAUGGCUCGCUGCUCUACAACGAGUUUAUCGUGUAUCGUGAGGAGCAAGUGAAGUUGCGCUAUCUUGUUAGUCUUAACUUCCUCUACGAUGAUGAAGACGUGAAAGUAGAAGAAACGUAG
This is a messenger RNA of Peronospora farinosa, 546 nucleotides long. The record is from the annotation of a GenBank genome assembly. NCBI's taxonomy places the organism in Eukaryota, Oomycota, Peronosporomycetes, Peronosporales, Peronosporaceae.